AUAUAAAACAAAGAAGAUCAAAAAAUCUCUCCGCAGCUCUCAAACCCCACCUCUCUCUCGCCGUUAUCACCGGCCGGUAAUCAAUUCCGACAAAAAAAGAGAGGAACAAAAGCCCAAAUGGUUCAAUUCCACGAGCACAUAAUAUCAGAGCUUCUCGAAGAGCCUCCAAAUGGAAGCGGCCUAGUGAUUCUUUCUUCCGGUCUCUCUCUCUCCAAGCUCAUCUCCUCUCUCCUCCUCCUUCACUCUCCUUCCCAAGGUACUCUCCUCCUUCUCUCUCCUCCCUCUUCCUCUUCCCUCAAAUCCCAAAUCCUCCAUUACCACCCCCACAUCGAAGAAAUCACCGCCGACCUUCCAUCCCACCACCGUCUCUCCCUCUACACCUCCGGUUCCGCCUUCUUCAUCACCGCACGAAUUCUAAUCGUCGAUCUCCUCACCUCCAAAAUACCCACUUCCUCUAUCGCCGGUAUUAUCCUCCUCACCGCUCAUUCUCUCUCCGAAACCUCCACCGAAGCUUUUAUCGUCAGGAUUUUUCGGUCCCUGAAUCGGAAUGCCUAUGUUCGAGCUUUUUCCGAUAAGCCGCACGCGAUGGUUUCUGGGUUUUCGAAGACCGAGAGGAUUAUGAAGUGUUUGUAUAUAAAAAGGUUGCAUCUAUGGCCGAGGUUUCAGGUUUAUGUGUCGCAGGAAUUGGAAAAGGAUCCGCCUCAGGUUGUGGAUAUUAGGGUUCCGAUGACGAAAUCCAUGCUGGGUAUUCAGAAGGCUAUCGUUGAGGUUAUGGAUGCUUGCUUGAAGGAGAUGAGGAAGACCAAUAAGGUUGAUGUGGAGGAUUUGACGGUCGAGAAUGGUUUGUUCAAGUCUUUUGAUGAGAUUGUGAGGAGGCAAUUGGACCCCAUUUGGCAUAUGCUGGGGAAGAAGACCAAGCAGCUUGUUUCCGACUUGAAGACUCUGAGGAAACUCCUGGAUUAUCUUGACCGGUAUGAUGCAGUAACUUAUUUGAAGUAUUUGGAUACACUGAGAGUGUCGGAGAGUUUUCGGUCCGUGUGGAUUUUUGCUGAAUCAAGCUAUAAGAUAUUUGAGUAUGCAAAGAAAAGGGUUUAUCGUUUUGUCAAGUCUGAUGGUACCAAAUUGAGUGACAUGGGAAAGAGUUCUACAGGCAAAAAGAGGAAACUAAAGGGCGAUAAUGAUAAAGGAGAAACUGACAGCUCUUCAUCGUCAAAUACAAACAUUUCAAUAGUUUUGGAUGAAGUUUUAGAGGAAGCACCAAAAUGGAAGGUCUUACGUGAGAUCCUUGAAGAGAUAGAAGAGGAAAUACUAAAGCAAGCUUCGGGUGGAGAAGAGCUCCUGGUAGGAGGUGAAGAGGACAACAGUGGCAUUGUUCUUGUGGCAUGCAAAGAUGAACGUUCAUGCAUGCAGCUUGAAGAAUGCUUGACAAAUGGUCCACAAAAGGUCAUGCGAGAAGAAUGGGAAAAGUACUUGCUUGGAAAAGUAGAGCUGCGUGAUCUGCAAACACGUUAUAAAAAGAAACCAAAGGAUCCCAAAGGUUUUGGGAUUCUCGAUGGAGUUGUUCCUAUAGCACCUGCAAAAAAGAAUGUUGAACCUAGUAGUAUAAACAAGCAGGAACAUGAUGCACUAGUGGCUGCUGCAUCAGAAAUUAGAAAUCGAGUUAAAAGUGAUGAUGUUGUUGGAGAUGAUGCUCAGCCUGAGUCUAGUAGUAAAGGUAAAGGAAAGGGAAAAGCAAGGAACAAAAAAGGCCCAACUAGCAGUAGGAGUAACAGGAACAAAAAUAACGGUAGUAAGACAGCUUCAAUAGAUGAAUCUGGUUCAGAAGAUGAAGUGGAUACAUCAGUUGCUGGUGGAUCUUGUGAAGCCGCAUGCCAAGAUGAAUCCACAGACAAAGGGGUUUUACGGAAGCAUACUCAAGUGGCAGAUGCUACAGGAUCUGGAAUUGCUAAACCACUACCUCCAGUGCACUUUUAUGCUCUAGAAAGUGGUCAGCCUAUACUUGACAUUUUGAAGCCUUCUGUAAUUAUUGUCUAUCAUCCAGACAUGACGUUUGUUAGGGAAAUCGAAGUGCAUAGAGCUGAGAACCCCUCAAAGAAGUUGAAAGUAUAUUUUCUUUUCUAUGAAGAUUCUACAGAGGUGCAAAAGUUUGAGGCAAGCAUACGCAGGGAGAAUGGAGCAUUCGAAUCGCUAAUUAGGCAGAAAUCAAUGAUGAUGAUCCCAGUUGAUCAGGAUGGGAACUGCUUAGGAUUAAAUUCUUCUGUAGAGCCACGAGGUACAUUGUCCCAAAACUCAAUAACCAGAAAGGCAGGGGGAAGAAGGGAAGUUGAGAAAGAAACACAGGUCAUAGUAGACAUGCGGGAGUUCAUGAGCAGCCUUCCAAAUGUUCUUCACCAGAAGGGCAUGCGCAUAAUACCGGUGACCCUAGAAGUUGGGGAUUAUAUCCUUUCACCAUUAAUAUGUGUGGAAAGGAAGAGUAUCCAAGAUCUUUUUAUGAGCUUCACAUCAGGUCGUCUUUACCACCAAGUGGAAACAAUGGUUCGCUAUUAUAGAAUACCUGUUCUCCUGAUCGAGUUCUCACAGGAUAAAAGCUUUUCGUUUCAGUCUGCUAGUGAUAUUGGUGAUGAUGUUACGCCAAACAAUAUCAUAUCUAAACUGUCAUUACUUGUUCUUCAUUUCCCCCGCCUGCGUAUCAUCUGGUCUCGCAGUCUGCAUGCUACGGCUGAAAUAUUUGCUUCACUUAAAGCAAAUCAGGAUGAACCUGAUGAGACUAAGGCAAUGAGAGUUGGUGUUCCAUCCGAAGAGGGUAUUGUUGAAAACGAUGUGAGAGCUGAAAAUUACAAUACAUCUGCAGUGGAGUUUUUGAGACGUCUUCCUGGUGUUAAUGAUUCAAACUACAGAGCCAUCAUGGAUGGUUGUAAGAGCUUGUCAGAACUCGCUCUACUUCCCAUAGAGAGGCUGGCCGAAAUAAUGGGCGGUCAGAAAGCUGCUCAGACACUGAGAGACUUCCUUGAUGCAAAAUAUCCAACCUUAUUAUGAAGCUUAUUAAGACCAUUUUAGUUGUGCACAAAUCAUAUAUACAACUACAAGAAGAUAUAAUUUUUACAGUAUUAGGAGAGAAAGCAAAUUUAUCUUGGUAAAAUACCAAUUAGUUUCUGCAAGGAUUCUUGUAGCAAUGCCAAGCGUUUGGGACCAGGCUAAGUGGUUGUAGGAGUAAUAUUGAAUUUCUUGUUGUAUUGUGAUUCUUUUUCUAAUUGUGGGUUAAUACGAAUAUUGUUAGUGUUGUACAAUAGGAAUUUUUAUGUUCCCCAAGUUGUAAAAUUUAUUCAACUCAUUUUAACAAAUUAAAUAGAUUAUUGUUGCUUUUA
Ziziphus jujuba (common jujube) is the source of this 3365-nucleotide messenger RNA. Its product is annotated as DNA repair endonuclease UVH1. The transcript has 9 exons. Gene Ontology annotation, biological process: resolution of meiotic recombination intermediates; nucleotide-excision repair involved in interstrand cross-link repair; double-strand break repair via homologous recombination. Gene Ontology annotation, cellular component: nucleotide-excision repair factor 1 complex. Lineage: Eukaryota; Viridiplantae; Streptophyta; Magnoliopsida; Rosales; Rhamnaceae. The record is from RefSeq and is a predicted model, not a curated record. Gene Ontology annotation, molecular function: single-stranded DNA binding; damaged DNA binding; single-stranded DNA endonuclease activity. The coding region runs from base 118 to 3036 and encodes 972 amino acids.